Molecule: messenger RNA, 8491 nt
Organism: Drosophila ananassae
Lineage: Eukaryota; Metazoa; Arthropoda; Insecta; Diptera; Drosophilidae
Gene: tefu
Product: serine/threonine-protein kinase ATM
Exons: 28
Coding region: 141-8432 (2763 amino acids)
Biological process (GO): DNA repair
Molecular function (GO): protein binding; protein serine/threonine kinase activity
Source: RefSeq, a predicted model, not a curated record
AAAUACUGUUUUGGCACCCUAUACAAAGCUCUUUAAUACGCACUAUUUUGUGUUGUUUUGGCGCACUGUUUAUGGUCACUCUAAAAUCAAAAUAUUUUAAUUAUUUGUUGUCAACAAAUGAUCGUGAAUAAGGAUUGAGGAUGAGUGGCUUGCUAAACGACAUCCAGCGCAUCCUCAGUGAGGUGUGCUCGGAUAAGACAGCCUCUUGCCACAAGGCUAUCCAGCAGCUCGAUGAAAAGCUGUCCAGCUGCCGGGAGGACAUGAAUGGAUUGCUUCUGGCCAGGACUUGUGACUUGACAUGGACGGUUGUCUUCGAGGCCGCCAAAGAGGCACUCAUUAAACACGCUGCAAAACUACAAGCUGCCAACGAAAAGACCUUCAAGACUUUGGCGGGAAAAUGCUAUUUAUUUAGCAAUGUCCUCGACAAAAUAGUAAAAUAUAAUCUAGAGGCUGGUUUGGAGACUUCCGGCAAUGGACACUUUCUCGCCAGGACUAGCAUUUUUAAUGCAUUUGAGGAAGGCAUUAAGAUGCGGGUGACAGUUAAGUACUUUGGUGACACCAUUCUUAACCUUCUGGAAAGGGGUAUCUACCCCUCCGCCAGCUAUGUAAAAGAGAUGAAAAUCAACGAGUAUAGCCGAAUUCUUUCGUACCUGUUCGAGUUAAAUGUGGACGGAGAUGAGUUUCUUUCCACUAGGGUACUGAAAUGCAUCACAAAGACUGUCAGUCUGGCCAAGGACAGGGUCCAGCUGCAUGCUGAUCUAGCGGCGUAUCUUCCCGAGCUAACCAGCAUUGCAGGCCGGGCCCAAGGCCCCAGAAAAACGGAGAUUGUUCGUCUCUACUCCCUCUUUGUGACGGAGCUUUCAGUGAAUUACCAUUACCAGUUAUGUGUUCAUAUGCAAGAUGUUUUGCCGAAGCUUUGCGAGUUCCAUAACGAGGAUGUAUAUCGCGACGACACCAGAAACAUAUUCUUUCAGUGUGUUAUUCAGUCUCUGAAAUCCAUGUAUCCCAAGCUUGAUCAAUGUGAUUUUAACACAUUUGGCGUUCUUCUUCAAGAAAACUGGCCAAAAACUAUAAUGCGACUAAAAACAAUCGUUAACAUGGAGAUAAGCAAAAAUUCCCUAGUUCGUUACAAAACUUUCCAGCUCAGCAAUGACAAGUUCUCGCAGCCUUUCCUCCAGAUGUCUGCCUUGAUAAUGUACAUAGUUCUAUGGCACUUGGACGUAAGAAAACCCGAUGAUAGUGGCGAAGGCGAUGCGCCCAAAAAACUUGCCAAGCCUUCAGAUAAAAUGGAAGUGAUGUUCGGACUGAUCGCCAAAACGGAAACUACAUUUAACGACGUGUGGUUUGGAAUUUUCGCGGAGCUGCUCCAGCUGAGCAGCGUGAUACUAAAUGUGGCCAAUUAUCAGCAGGCCUUAACCACAGUAUCGGACAUCUUGCAAAUAUACGGAAAUUUUAAAAACCUUCGAAAUGUUCGUUUAUGCUUAGAUGUGCUGCUAAAAAAGGAAAAAGAGCUGGUAGAAUCACUUUCAAUUCAGAAAGAUUUUCUGGGUGAUUUGUGGGUCCAGAUGGGAAACCAUUUAAUAUCAGAGUCCACCACUAACAGCGAGGAGAUAAACGAAAGACAAUUGGUACUACAGAUGCUCAUCAGACACAAAAAACUGAACCAAAAGAUGGUCACUACCCUGUUGCAAAACAUCACUUCUAACGAGAUCAUGAGGCGAAAUGAAUGCAUUGCUACCAUCCGCGAGAUAUACAUCCAUGCAGCUGAGUGCGGUCUGGAAAAAUCAUCUGCCGACUUGGAGCCGAUAUUGGCGUGGGCCUAUAGUAGUGGAGCGCGUAACAGUGUCACACAUUUGAUACACAAUAUAGCUAGUAUUGAUACCUCCUUGCAGGCAGAUACAUUUUCAAUUUGCAUUAUUAAUUUUCUGGACGAAAAACAGCAGAAAGAACUGUCCAAUCCAGAGCCUAUUGCCACUCUAGAAGAUCAGAAUACUUUGCUCUUUAAAUAUAACAAGAAACUGGUCUUUAUGGGAAAGGAUUACGUUGAUUCCGCUGCAAAUAAAGCUCUGCAUCAGGGCGAAACAAAGAACUGCUUCUUUCAAACUAAAUAUGAGUGCCUUAUGCGAAACCUUAACUUUAAUAGUGUAAACGACAACGAAUCCCAAUCUAUUAAAAAGAAUUUAAGCAGCCUACACAAAUUGGUUUGCACCAUGGAAAGACUUUUGUUUUAUAAAGUUUUUGAUGCCGGAAACUUUACUGGUUGUCCUUUAAUAAAGCGCAUAGGCUUGUUUCUCAGUCACAUCGAGUUUCACUAUAAGGCCAACGAUGCAAAGUCAAUCAAGGAAAGCGAUCUUCUUGAAAUUCUUGGACUACAGAUCGCUGUCUUGGAAGCUUUCAGAUCGAAUGUGAUUCUUUUAAAUUAUUUAAAUACGCAGCCCCUAGAAAUGCUCGUGGAUUUCGUUAAAAACUCCCUCAAAUUACAUUGCAGACAGAGGGACAGUUUGGAUCAUGAUGGAAUCACGAAUCAAUGCAUUCAGAUUUUGGGCGCGUUGUGUGCCUUCAGCUCAUAUCGCGAUGAAUCUUUUGAGCAUCUUUCCAAGACUGCUCUACGCUGGAAGCCCCAAGAUGUUCUCAUUGCCAUUAAGAUGCUGUACUUCUGCGAAAGCAUUUCCGAUGAUGCCUGCACUUGGCUGGUGGAGAAACUGAAACACCUUUUCCUGCAUUACCAUCAGGACUUGAAUAUCAUCGACCAAGUGGUGGAAUAUAUGCCCAAAAUUUUCAGUUUCGUUUACCAAAUGGAAAAUCUCUUGGAUGACAUGUUAAUGGCCCUUAACUCCUUGCUGAGGAUUGCGCUUAAGAAGUCCUACACAUCCAAACUGACUGCGAAAAUCGUUCGCUGCGUCGGUUUGAUCGCCCAGCGUUGCCCAGACAUAUAUCUUGUUGAGAACUUUACUGUGAUAUGCAAGUCCACUGCCAAAUUCAUUGCCAUGCCCACCCUGGAGGUGCGCUAUGCCACUCUAUUCAGUUUCAUAAUACUGCUCAAUACGAAUUGUGUGACUGCCGAUGUUAUAGGGCACUCGCAGAGCCACUGGAACUUUUGCCAGGAGGUCUACGACAGCAUUGAAUUCAAGAAAUUGGCUUACAACGAUGAGGAUGCAACACAAAAUGCUACUUCUAUAGUGGUGCAAAUGUUGAUUGCAUUUAUUAUUCGGAGCUCGUUUCACCAGGAGAUUGCCCUGAAGGAACUGUGCUAUCACAUUGCCUCCCGAAAGCUUAGCGAAGGUGAAUUUUAUUUUCUACAAAAUGUUGAUCCUUGCUAUGGAAAAUCAAUUAGGGACUUAAUACAACCCUAUACCGAUGACCUUUUACAUCAUUGGGCCGAACAAAAUUGGCCACUUUCGAAGUUCCCUUAUUUUCUGUGUUAUGAAACGAAAAUUGACUUCCAUAGAGCUCACAUAAACAGCAUUCUGGCCUACACAUUUUUAUAUGGAAAGCCCGAGGAUGUGGAUCGUCUCAAGAAGGCUCUUGACGAAGAGAUCGCCUAUCCACUUAUUUCAUCAUUCAUGCUGCCCAAAAAUGUAUCCUGUUCUGAAACCGAAAGGGAAGACUUUAAGGAUCGUUACCAGCAGUUCGAGGUCAACGUAACAAACUCUCAAAUAGAGUCGUUAAAGAUCGCCCUCAAUGCGGAGACCCUCUGGAGAACUACAAACCUGCUGUACGACCCCCAGGAACUGCAAAGGUUGUUGGGACCUUCAGUUCCCUUAAUAGAAGAUUGCAGCUGGUACAAUCUGAAAUCGAAGUCACUAUUUAAGUGUAUUAACUGGCAUAUUGAUCCUAAUAAUAACUCAUCGAGGGGCAGUCGUAUCCAGUCCAUGUCCCUGCUUCAAUUGAAACAUCCGCGAAUUCUGGUCGAUCUGUUCGGACGUCUAAAGAUGCACUGUUUCAACGCCACCUUUCCCAGUCAGGUUGUGCACGAAUUCUUCCUUUAUUGCGCCAUUGCAGAUGCUGUCUACGAUUCGGCGCUUGAGUCGGAAGGUGCUGAAACGGUCGUCAAGUGCUCCUACUUUGUUCGAGAUAUAUGGUUCUUUUUGGUUCGAUUUUUGAAGCACUCUAAGUCUAUCCAAGUCCAGAUGUCAAUUGUAUCUUAUUUGGAAGUCUUGCUCAGCAAACAUAUAUUUGGAUUCGAUGAAUUCACAUCACACAUGGCUGAGAUAGCCAAGCAUCUCAUAGCUUUUGAACAGCAUUGUAAAUUCAAGGAUGUGAAGAAAAGCAUUACAGCUGUGAUAGAAAAGAUUGUGGACUACCAUAAGAGUACAAUAGAUAUGCCGACUUUUCUCGAGGAAACGACAGAAUGCGAAUUUCUGCAACCUCUGAGAGAGGAAUUUGGAUGCAGUUCAUCCAUAGACAAGUCGGAUAUAACCAAGUGCCUCAAUUCAUUCUUAAAAAGUCCUACAUCGGAACGGUUGCGGGACUUAAGGGAUUAUAUUGCUGAGCAUAAAGACAAACUGCAAGCAAAUGAGAAGUUGCUCUUCGAGGUCAUCAAUCGUCUGGUUCAAAUGGCAAGGGACACCCAAAAUAAACAGACCACCCUUUAUGCCCUGAAGUGCCUGGCUCAAAUAGGACCACUAAAGCUUUCAAAUAUAUCAUACUAUUUUCAAACAGAGUUCGAUUCCUUUGAAGAGCCGGAGAAAGAACCAAUGGAAAGAUUUCUAAGUGCGGUUUGUGAAGCUUUGGAGAAAUAUAUGUUCGAUUUCGAUCCGAAAACCCAUGAUGAUAUCGUAUGUGUGGCUUAUAAUGUGGUUAACAGCAAGGCUGGCAUAAAAAUUAUCAAUAAAUAUAAAAACUUGAAAAUAUUUUUGGAUAAGUCUGCGCCAGCUUCAUACCUGAAUUCCCAUAAACAGAUUCGAUGCAUUGAUUGGUUGAAGGUCUUGAAAGCCACCCAAAGAUUUGACUAUGAGUCCUGGUUGUGCGCCUUCGUGUCCUUGGCCUUCAAGGAUUGCGGUUGGGCGGGAUUCGAUGCUCUUGCAGAAAAAUCCUUUGCCUUUGCCAAGAUCUGUUUGCAGCCUUUUAUCAAGUUGCUUUUGGCCAACAAUCCGGAGCACUUGCAGAGUUUGUGUCAAAUGUUGGACUACUUCUUUGAAAAUUUUGUCAACACGGAGCAAUCGGGCUCUGUGGAGAUAUUUCAAAACAAACGAGCCAUUAAGAGGUUCUUGUACAUCUGCGAAUGUAUAAGAAAUUUUAAUAACUGGAGCAUUCCCGUCAAUCUGAGCAAUGUGGUUAGGGCCAGUAAUCACUGCCAGGCCUAUUUUCUUAGCAUUAUGUACUUAGAGUUGUGGGCCUCUUCUCCAAGUACUUCAGAUUCAGCAACUCUUCUGGAGGAUGAAUCAUUUCAAGCCUCUGCCAAAAAAGCCUAUGAGUCUAUUGGCUGCUUGGACGCAAUUGCUGGCAUCGUAAAUCCCAUGCGCUGCAGGAUGGACUUCCUCAGUCGCAAUAAUAAUCUGUCUGCCAUCUUAAUGGAGACUGAUGAUUGCAAUUAUUCCAGUGGACAGGUUUGUGCAGACAUUAUGAAGAGCAACGGGCUAUGGUCCUUUGCCAUGCUGCAGCAGCACCAACAAGUAGAGCCGGACUAUGAGAUUCUGUGGCGCCUCGGGAGGUGGGACUCGCUGCAUGAAACUCAACAACAGCAACUGAAGGCAAGGACCAAACUUAACCUAGAGCGGGAGUUCCAGCGACAUCACUUCAUGGCACUCCGGAGCAUCGGCCAGCGGGAGCAAGAGAACAGUCUAUCGGCCAUUGAGUUGGCCUAUCAAUGCGUCGGCAACAUCCUGCAGGAUAUUAGCGUCGAGUGUUUGCAAAGUGUGUACAAGUACCUUACAUGGCUGUGUUCGCUUCAACAGGCAGAGGAUUUUUGCCAGAUACAAUUCGGCUCCCAUUUAAAUCCAGUCAUGCUGACCAAGCUCUUUGGCAAGUGGAAUACCGAGCUAGAGCUUCAGUACGGUAACUUUUCCUGUAAGGAGUUUACAAUAGCGCAUCAGAUAGCACUUUUCAAGAUGGCUGGAACGAGGACGACCCGUCGGCUGCUGGAGUUCUACAAACAAAAUCCCAUCGACACCUAUCUACUCAAGGGAAUCGAGGAGUGCAAGAGUGCCGGGAAACUUAAUCUGGCACAGAAGUACAUCGGAAUGUUAAGGGAACUACCUGAUAUAAAGGAAUCAACCAAGAUAAGCGUUCUGCUGGAGGAUGCCGAAGUGAAUGUUAAAAUGGGCCAUAACCAGAUAGCCAAGGCGAUUUUGGAGCACGUUAACACCAAUCAAGAAUUUACAUACUGCCUGCAAAGGAUACCGGCUAUUCGGAUGGAGGGCGAGUUCCUGAUGGACUCCAAUGCCGACAGCUUGAGUUCCGUCCAAUGCCAGAAGUUCAACGCCGCUCUCAAGCUGAUAGAUGACUUCUUGUUGAAUCGCCAGACUCUGAGCAAUAAGUAUCCCCACAUCUUCCAGUGGCAGAAUCUAGACAUCUAUACCAACCACCAGCGGACGGCCACCUAUGCGACGAUGGCCAAGUAUGCGGACCGAGAAUACCAGCAGCUGUACGAGUACCGACACUCCCAGGACUAUCAGACUCUAAUCGACAUUAUUGAACAGAACCGACUGAUGGCGUCGAAGGUGACGCAGCGCGAAAACCACGAUCGGCUGAUAAUAAGCCUGCAGAUGAAGCGCUAUGCCAAUCUCGACGAGAGUCAGCUGCAGCAUGUCGAGGAGAAGCUUACGCAGCACCUCUGCUCGGCCAUAAAAAACCACAUUGCCUACUGCCGCUUGGACAGUGGGUUUUCCAGUGCCGCUAUAUACCGCAUCAUAUCGCUGUGGUUCACCAAUGCCUCAAAUGAAAAGCUGCAGCAGUGCAUCAAAGAGGAGCUACCAACAGUACCGUCCUACAAGUUCAUCUGCGCUGCUAACCAAUUGAUCGGGCGGUUGAACUCAAAAAACACUACCCUAAUCAAGGCAUUGGUAGAUCUUCUGGUGCGCUGUGGUCAGGAUCAUCCGCAUCACAUCCUGUAUCUGUUGUACCCGCUCGUCUUUGCCAAUCUGGAUGGAGAGCACAGUAACACGGAGCGAGCUGGAAUCGCUCAACGAAUCAUUGCCAAGAUUGGCGAAAAGAAUCCAAAGGCGGCGGCGUGCAGCAAAGAGCUGGAAUCUGUACUGCCAGCUCUUAUAACCUUCGCCAACGAGGGCACGACUGAGAACAAACAGCAAGUAUCGGAUGCGACUCGACAAAAGCAGUUCGAAAGGGUGAGGCGCCUCCGUCAUCUAAAUAAUGUUCAUUGCCCCACUCUCGAGCUGCCUGUCUCGCCCAGCAACGAAUACAACAUAACAAGUAUCUGCAAUUGGGCCAAGGAAAUUUCGCAAUGUGGAGGCCUGAAUGCUCCCGUAAAGGUCCUAUGCAUGUGCUCCGAUGGUCAGACACGGCCGCAGCUGAUCAAGGGCAAGGAUGAUCUCCGACAGGAUGCAGUGAUGCAGCAGGUGUUUGGCAUUGUCAACCAACUCUUAAGCCAGGACUCUGAAUUCAUUGAACGGAAACUUAAGUUACGGACAUACAAGGUAAUGCCUUUGUCCAUGCGAAGUGGAAUCCUGGAGUGGUGCACCAAUUCCAUUCCCGUGGGUCUCUACUUGGCCGGCCAGGGAAAGGGAGGCGCCCACCAACGGUACAGACCAAAUGAUUGGCCAAGCCAGAAAUGCCGCAUCUCUUUGGGGAGCCACUUGAAGUCGUCCAAGGAGAAGCGUUUUAAAAUGUACCAGGAAGUAUGUGAUCAUAUAAAGCCUGUAUUUCAUUAUUUCCUGCUGGAAAAGUUUCCCAUACCAGGUGUUUGGUUCGAGAGGCGAUUAGCUUACACCAACAGCGUGGCCACCACAUCAAUGGUGGGCUAUGUCCUUGGAAUUGGCGAUCGGCAUACCCAAAAUAUACUUAUAGACGAAAGGACUGCUGAAGUGAUCCAUAUUGAUUUUGGUAUUGCUUUUGAGCAAGGCAAAAUACAAACGACACCAGAAACUGUUCCUUUCCGGCUGACCCGCGACUUUGUAGCGCCCAUGGGUAUCUGUGGAACUAAAGGCGUGUUUGCCAAAUCCUGCGAGGCCACAAUGCAUAUCCUUCGACGAUACAAGACUGUAUUCACCACCAUACUCGAGGUGCUUCUCUACGAUCCAUUAUUUAUUUGGGGUGUCCUCAGAAAGAAGCAAUCCUCCUCGCAAUCUGAAGAGGAAUCUGUGAAUCUAGUUGCUCAACGGGCUCUACUGUUGGUGCAAAAUAAACUGGAGGGCAGAGAGGCCGGCACUUUGGGUGACUCGAAUGUGGAAGCCCAAGUCGAGCGUUUGAUUAAUGAGGCUACGCUCCCCAGCAAUCUAUGCAUGCUAUAUCCUGGCUGGGAUCCGCAACUCUAACAACAUCACACUUAUUACCAGUUACCAUCUAGAAUAUAUGUUUUGUUUUAACGAUUUUA